This is a messenger RNA of Quercus lobata, 864 nucleotides long. RefSeq lists its product as uncharacterized. NCBI's taxonomy places the organism in Eukaryota, Viridiplantae, Streptophyta, Magnoliopsida, Fagales, Fagaceae. The coding region runs from base 1 to 864 and encodes 287 amino acids. The transcript has a single exon. The record is from RefSeq and is a predicted model, not a curated record.
AUGCAGUUAGAGAUUGAUCAUUUAAAGAAGAAGUUGUGUCAUGCACGACGAAAGCAAACUCCCUCCAAUUCUGAUGUUUCCUCUGAUGAUGAAGAGGAUAUUAGCUAUAAACGAAGGUCAAGAACCCCACCCAGUGAGUCUUUCUCCUACAAUGAGGAGCACCAUCAUGAACGAAGGUAUAAGAGCCCGCCUCGCAAAGGCUUGGGAAACGACACUAUGAGCAGGGCGUUGAACCAAAUUUCCAAGUCGCCUUUCACGCGCAAGAUCGGAGGGGCAAGACUUCCUCAGCACUUCAAUCAGCCAACGUUCAUCAUUUACAAUGGUCAAAUGGACCUUGUGAAGCAUGUAAGCCACUUCAACCAGAGAAUGGCUGUCCAUUCCAAGAACGAGGCCUUGAUGUGCAAGGUGUUUCCAUCCAGCCUGGGGCCCGUGACGAUGAGAUGGUUCGAUGGCCUAGGGGUAGGUUCCAUAGAUUCCUUUAACGUGUUCACCCGGGCAUUUGGCUCUCGUUUUAUUAGUUGUAGUAGGAUUCUUCGGCCCUUAGAUUCUCUACUAUCCUUAACCAUGAAAGAGAGGGAGACCCUGAAAAUGUACUCAGACAAACACUGGGAGAUAUUCAAUGAGAUAGAUGGUGACUUUGACGAUGUAGCCAUUAGGACUUUCAAGGUUAGGCUACCUGCCGAGCACGUUUUAUGGAAGUCUUUGGUUGGGAAACCUACCACCAGUGUACGCCAACUCAUGGACCGAAUUGAUAAGUAUAAGAGGGUCGAGGAAGACCAGUACCAGGGGAAGGGGAAGGCCAAGGUUAUAUCUCAAGAGAUGAGGGAUUUCAGGUCGGACCGAUACAACAAUAACCAACCUUAG